GAUAAUAUUUAUAUAAUGGAUAGAGACAGGAGCAGAGAUAGAGAUAGACGAUCCGACAGAGGUGGUGGAGGUGGAAGUGGAGGUGGUAGAGAUGACUACAGAGGAGAUAGAGAUAGAGAUAGAGGUGAUAGAUACAGAGACGGUGGUGAUAAAGAUAGAGACAUAGAUAGAGGUAGAGAUAGAAGAUAUGAUGAUAGAGAUAGAGACAGGAAUAGGAGAUAUGACGAUAGAGAUAGAGAUAGAGAUAGAGACAGAGAUAGAGAUAGAGAUUACAAAGAUAGAGAAUAUAGAGAUAUCAAUAGAAGAUAUGAUGAAAGAGAUAGACGAGAUGGUGACAGGAGAGAUAGUGAUGUCAGACCACCUGUUGUGAUCAAUGGUAGUGGUGGAAAAGAUAGAGAUAGAGAUAGUAGGGAUAGAAAAGACAACAACAACAAGGACAUUCAAUCAACAACUACAACAUCAUCAUCAUCGUCUCGACCAUCAAACAACAUCUACUUUGAAAGAGAUCAAAGAGGAAGAAGUAGAAGUAGAAGUAAAAGUCCAACAGGUGGUCCUGCUGCAAGAGGUGGUGAUGCGUCACGUCAUUACAACAAGUCGGGUGGAGGCGGAGGAAGUGGAGGUGGAGGCGGUGGAUACAGAGACAAGCCAUCUGAAUCAUUCCUCCAACAUAGAAGACAAAAGAGAGACGAAGCAUCAUGUAGUCCUGUGUUUGCCAGAUCACCAUCGCCACCAAAGAUCAGGAAGUCAUCGCCAAGUCCAUCGUCCAAGGACAGAGGUGGAAGUUCCAAGAGCAAGAGAGACAAUGACGAUGACAAGAAACGACGAUCAAGAGACAGGUCAGACUCUCCAUCAGAGUCCAGCAGCAAGAAGAGGAAGUCAAAGUCAAAGAAGAAGAGCAGCAAGAAGAGGAGAAGUUCAUCAAUCUCAAGCGACGACGAUUCAUCAUCAGACGACUACAGUGACAGCAGCAGCAGUAGUAGCGAGGACGAGAGAAGGAAGAAAAAGAAGAAGAAGCACUCCAAGAAGAAGAGUAAGAAGAGACACGCCUCGAGCGAUGAGGAGGACGACGCCACGAUGUGGGAGGAGAAGGCAGAGGAGCAGCCACUGAUGGACACUGAGGUGGGCCCACGACCACUGCCCCAGGCUCAAGUCGGAAGCUAUGGAGGCGCAAUGAUGCCCGGUGAGGCAGAUGCCAUCGCCUCGUUCGUCCAACAAAACAAGCGUAUCCCUCGAAGAGGUGAGGUCGGUCUGUCCAGUGACCAAAUCGCCACCUUUGAGGAAGCUGGCUACGUGAUGAGUGGCUCGCGACACAAGAGAAUGAAUGCCAUCCGUAUGCGAAAGGAAGGUCAAGUGUACAGUGCCGAGGAGAAGCGUCAGUUUGUCAUGAUGAACCGUGAGGAGAAGGCCAAGAAGGAGAACAGGCUACUGUCUGACUUUAGACAGCUCGUCAGUUCCAAGAUACAAGAGAGUGAGGAC
Messenger RNA from Acytostelium subglobosum LB1, 1476 nucleotides. RefSeq lists its product as hypothetical. The annotation marks the transcript as partial. The record is from RefSeq and is a predicted model, not a curated record. Gene Ontology annotation, molecular function: chromatin binding. Gene Ontology annotation, cellular component: nucleus. The transcript has a single exon. Gene Ontology annotation, biological process: regulation of gene expression. Lineage: Eukaryota; Evosea; Eumycetozoa; Acytosteliales; Acytosteliaceae.